This is a messenger RNA of Gigantopelta aegis, 6940 nucleotides long. RefSeq names its product neuroglian-like. Gene Ontology annotation, biological process: cell-cell adhesion. The record is from RefSeq and is a predicted model, not a curated record. Bases 327 to 2063 code for a protein of 578 amino acids. NCBI's taxonomy places the organism in Eukaryota, Metazoa, Mollusca, Gastropoda, Neomphalida, Peltospiridae. Gene Ontology annotation, molecular function: protein binding. The transcript is spliced from 10 exons.
GCGAUCGACGUCAGAUACGUCAUCGAUGCCGUUCGUAACGGACGUUACUAUUAGUGUGAAAGAGUGCUUCUGGCGAUAAACCUAGGACGCUAGUUCUUCAGAUGUAACUUCAGAUACACGGAGUUCUUUAGAGAUAACUUCAGAUACACAGAGUUGUACUGGAUUAGUGAAAUACUAAGAGGGAUUUACUGGUGCGCUUCCCAGAAUGGGACGGAAUUAAAGAAGAGGAAUAGGAUAUUUUUAAUACGCUGUCUUUGCAGAUAGCCUUUUGACGGAGGUCGACUGGAAGACACGAACACAAGAUGUGAUCUAUAUACACGUCGACAAUGACUGGCUGGUACACCUGGGUUUACCUGCUGUAUUUCGUAUCUUAUAUCACAGCCUCGGUGUACAUAGAGAACCAGCUGAAGAACCUAGUGGAGGACGAGGGGGCUCGCGCCAAGUUCGCGUGCAAGGCAUCCCUCAACCCCCGGGAUCAGCACAGGCUGCAGGUCACGUGGAAGCAUGAUGGGAGUAUUUUACGGAACACGUCUGGCAAAUACACGUUCAAAGUGGACAGGAACAAAUACAUCCUCAACAUCCACAGCGUGGAAUUAACAGACGCCGGCGUCUACUCGUGUAGAGCCACCGUCGGUGCGGAUGUGGAUAUCUCUAGUGCACAUCUCACUGUUAGAGGUGUUCCUGAUCCACCACAGGAGGUUCAGAUCAUCAGCUGUCAUGGACAUUCUGCUGAAAUUGUGUGGCAACCAAGUGGAAACAAUGGCGCUAAGAUUUCAGAAUUUUUCAUCCAGUUUAACACGACGGACGACCCGGACUCGUGGCACCAGUAUUACGAAUCGUUCCGGGGAAACGUCCAGAGUGCUUUCAUUGACCUGGCCCCUUGGGGCACGUACGCCUUUCGCAUUGUGGCCAAAAAUGCGGUUGGCAUUAGCGACCCGAGCAGUGUGACUGACAGGACUUGUACCCCACCCCCUGACAGACCAGACGGAAACCCGAAAGAUGUUCACACGCGGACGGAUAAAAAGGGAAUGCUUUCUAUAGUAUGGACACCUAUGCAUCGCCUUUACCACCACGGUCCGGGGUUCAGAUACCACGUCUACUGGCGUCCCCGUGGCAGCACCUACUGGGACUCGGCGAUCGUGGACGAGCCGUCGGCGUCGUCGUUUGAGGUGGAGGUGGACGACGUGUACGGCAUCUACGAGGUCCUUGUCAAGGCGGAGAACGAUCUGGGCGAGUCACACCAACCAGCGUUCGUGUACCUCGGCCACUCGGGGGAAGGAGAACCAGUUGCAUCUCCCAAAGACUUUCGACUGGAUCCAACUAAACCGGUGCAGCCUCAUGUAGCGCAUUUCAUCUGGGAAUCAGUCGACGAAGAGGUAGAUAACAUUCGGGGACGCUUCAUAGGGUAUAAGCUGAGGUACUGGAAGUCGAGUGAAGGUCGCCUGAAGAAGAACGAGGUGGACAUUAUCAUGCAGGAGCAGCACAGCGACUGGGCCCCGGAUGUACGGGUAGCCCUCCCCAAUCUGCCCGCCUACACCGCCCUGCGAGCCCAGGUGGCCGUCAUGAACUCACACUACACGGGACCGCCCAGCCAAACCAUCGACUUCUUCACACCGGAGGGAGCACCUGGCCCAGUGAGAGAGCUGCACGUGGAGGCCACAGGAAUGAAAUAUGUAUUAUUAAAAUGGCUGCCACCAGACGAGCCGAAUGGCGUGCUAACUGGAUAUAACAUAGGAUACCAAGAAGCUAUCAACGGGUCGUUUGGUAAGUUCACCCCACUGAGUCCUCGGAUCAACAACCCCUCCACCCUGGGGGCGAGGAUCACUGGGCUGGAGACGAACCACCAGUACCGGUUCCAUGUGACCGCCCGCACUAAGAGCGCGCCAGGCGAGCCCCAGUACAUAGACAUCAAGACGGCCAGCGGUAAACAGCAAAGAAACUACUACCGAUUAGCCAAUGAUGAACUACAGGAGCUUUACGAACCUUUUGCUGGCGCGCAGCAAGCUCAAAUCUCAUUGGCUCUCCUGAUGUUAAUGAAUAUCACGUGGUUCCUGUUCAGAUGACACGAAUUGUAUCACGUGAGCGCUUCCGAUAACCAAUGCCAGUAAAGAAGUCAAUUAUAUCUGGUUGUUUUUCACAAUAUAGUAUGGCAAAUAACAUUUAAUGUGCUGAAACAGCCGAGCACGUUGGUGAUUUUCUAUAACAUAUGCAAUGAGCAAUGAAAUAUAUAAUCUCAUCUCUUAAAUUACAAUCGUGAGAGUUAAAGGCUGGUUUCACGACAAAUAGCCUGUUUUAGAGAGUCGCACGGCAUACGUGACGUGCAAUAUUAUUAUAUACUGAUGAAAACAAAAUAAGAGAACACAUGAAUAAUAUCACCGGUCUCGGUAGUAAAGUGGUUAAGCCAUUGUACGUCAUGCUGGUAGGUACUGGGUUCGCAUCUUAGUACCGGCUCCUAUCCAGAGAGAGUGGGUUGGUGUAACAUCACUACAUCGAUUUCUGGACAGGAAGUUAAUCAUGUUACUGAAAUUCAAUGCCACAGUACUGACAUUCAGUCCCACAUCAAUUAUCUGUAUUUUAUACAGACAUAACUUAUAUAGUAGUGGACUACAUUUGAUCGCAAGUACUAUGAGUUCCCUUCUUUCUUUACAUUAGUAUAUACAUUGUGUUCAUACAUUCAUUUUAUUUAAUGCUCGCUUCCAAAAUGCAUUCUGCAAACACUUUCAUAAACUGAUGUUAGCUAAAAUAAACUUACUGGGUGUUAAUUUUCUUUUUAAAUGGCUGUGUUGCCAUUAUUCUAUUAUCAACCUGGACAUAGAAUAUGACAUCUGUCUCUAAGAUUGGAUAAAGAACGUUUCAAGACAUGCUAAAUCUAAAUAUUUUAACUCUGCCUUUAACGCUAGUACGUACCAGGUUUACGUUUGCUCUUUCAUGGACAGAUAUUUUCGGGUAUGCCCAGGACAGGUGUGUUUUAAUAUUUGGUGUUACAUGAUUGGUUGACUGAUAGUUAAUUUGCAUAGCAAUACAAGGACGGACUCAGAGAAUAUUUGAGGAAGGGGACCAAGGACAAAAUGGUACGUGAAUCGAACUCUUGAAAAGGGCAUCUUAAUAAAGGUUUGGCUUUCCCAAAAUGACUAUUAUUUUUAAAUGGGCACUUGAAUGUUUAAGGGUUAUGUCCCCUCGGUCCCCUUCCUUGCAUCUGUCCUUGCAGUGACACAUUGUAUGUUCACACUAGAAGGGUGUAAGUCGUAUUUUAGAUCCUAAUUUAGAUAUGCAUUAUAAAUAAGAGUUGAUGUUGCAAAGACACAUCUUCAUAUCGCUGCUGUACCCCUGGUUGUGAGUCUAUUGUAUCAUUAGUUUUGUUUUACAACUCAUGUCAUUCAGUAAAUCUCACAUCAUAUUAAGACUGCAUAGCUUCGUUAAUGUUUUGAUAAUUGUUUAUUUCCUGAAGGCGGCUAAGGCGAUUUUUUUCUCAUAUCAGAAGCUAUAUCUAGUGAGAGCAUUAUUGUGGAUUCUGGCGAAGUACCACUUAUAAAACUAUUAUAUCUAUGUAAAAAGAUAAAUAUUUUGCAUUGUAUGUAAAAAUAAUCUAUGGUGCCUACAGCAUGGACCAUAAAAAACAACAUUUUAAUAAAGUCAAUUUUUAAAAAAACCUACUAAAAUAUAUUAUGCAAUAUUAAAAUAAGGUAUGCAUUACUUAUAAACGUAUUUAGUGUUACGAUAAAUCGUGAAAUGGUUUCGGAAAAUGUAUCAUAAGAAGGAAAAACGUUAAUACAUAUUCGGAUGAAAUGCGAAGUAAGUUAAUGAAAUUAAAAAAAAUAUGAAUCCAAUGAUUUCUUAAAAUUAUGAUAACAUUGUGGGCCUUUGAAAUUAACAAAGUAUUUUUUUCAUUAAUUUAAAAACAAAUCAGUCUUAAUAAAAAAAAAAUGUCAUGCAUAAUUAUUAAAUCCAUAAAAGUAAACUAAUUAAUGAUAAUGAAAUAUUUCACCUUUUUGGUUUUAAUCGAUUAUAGUUUGAAAGCUAAUUCAUUGGCUAUAUAAUCAUACCUUAUGUUCGACCAUCAUAUCAUUCUUUGCUUUUUUCUCAACAAUAUUUUUAUUUACAGGUUGUGAAUACAGAUGUGUACAUAUAGAUUUUAUAUGACCGUUCUAAUUAAUAAAGAACAUAAUUGUACAUGAAUGUCAGUUGAGUGUAUGUAAUAUUGAUAUGAUUCAGUGGAUGUACAAACCUGAAUUCAAUAUUUCUAUUGUAGGAGGUGUUUAAAGUACUCCCCACAUGGCUGGUACCUAGGGUAAAAUAACUCGAUAUUAAAACAAUUCACGGCGCAAUGAUUUAAUCGAGUAGACUGGCCUAUGUUGUGUUGUUGUUAAGCCAUCGAACUGGUAUAUACCGGGUUCACGACCCGGUAGCGACUCGCACCCAGAGCGAGUUUAACAAUUCAGGGUGAAUGUGUAAGACCACUACACCAGCUUCUCUCUUACUAACAACUAGCCAUUAAGACAUUGUCCAGGAAAGACGGUCCGUAUAGCUGAAGUGUUGGACCAGGGCCAGGUAUUUGAACCUCAAUUGGAUAUAAGCACAAAACUAAGUUAGAAUAAAUAAUAGGGUAUUUUUUACCACCCCGAUAGCUAGGAACCUGGUGAAGGAAAUGUUUUAUUUAACGAUGCACUUAACACAUUAGGAACCUGGUGAGUGGCCGAACUAUAAACACUAGCUAUGCAUGUCUGAUUGUACAUGGUUGUCAACUGGGUCGAAGUUCAGAACGUGAUGUUAGAUGUUGAAGCAUUUUUACUUCUAGGUUGUAUAAAAAUGAACACAAAAUGUAUUAUAUCCACUCGAUGUUAUUUUAAAACAAACAGCUGUCGACUCGAUAGCCAACAUUAGCCUGGUACGCACAUUGAUUUUAAUGUUACGGUAUAUAUUCAAAACACAUCGUGGCAAAAACCAAACCAACUUAUGUCGUGAUAAGACAAUAAGCUUGUAAUACAAACACGGUUAUAAUUGAUGGAUAACAUUUACAAAAUUGCGUUCAUACAUCUAACUGUGUAGUAUUUUAUAAAACGAGAAACCAAUGUCAUGCUCAAAACCAAAAUAACCAAAAGUAUUUUUAAUACAAACCACGACAUAUAAUAUAUUGCUGCCAACAAUCUCGCAGUUCAGAACUCUGAAUCAUGUUAUUUUAAGUUGCAUAUAGGAUAGUUAUAAUAAAGUAUGUAAUUCUACAUUCUGGUUGCGUUAAAAUGACGUUAUUAUCAUGAGACGGAUUGUCGUCUCAUCAAAGUUUUCCAAACUGAUCUCAGCGUAUAUAUUGAAUAUGUUCGUGUACAUUUAGAGUUACUAGUUUACGUAGAAUAGUAUUUGUGAUAACUGAGAAAAUAUGUUUGUUUUGUUUGUAUGUAUGUCCAGUACAUAAUGUUAGGCGGAAUGUAGAUGUUUUGUUUAUAUGUCCAGGAUCCUGUUAUAACGAAGCGAUCCUAGCUCUAAGAUGAUUUCAAGUACAUAAAUAAGUUAAGAUCAUUGCCCUACGAUCAGCUCAAGUACAUAAUGAAGCUAAGAUCAUAGCGCUACGAUCAGCUCAAGUACAUAAUGAAGCUAAGAUCAUAGCGCUACGAUCAGCUCAAGUACAUAAGGAAGCUAAGAUCAUAGCGCUACGAUCAGCUCAAGUUCAUAAGGAAGCUAAGAUCAUAGCGCUACGAUCAGCUCAAAUACAUACGGAAGCUAAGAUCAUAGCGCUACGAUCAGCUCAAGUGCAUAAGGACGCUAAGAGCUUAGUGCUAAGAUCAGCUCAAGUGCAUAAGGAAGCUAAGAGCUUAGUGCUAAGAUCAGCCGAAGAGCUUAAGGAAGCCAUGCACUUAAAGUGAUUUUAGCGUUCAGAUCGUUUCAUAAAACUGGGAUCUCAGUACAUAAUGUUAGGCAGAAUGUACACAACGCAUGUAUAUUGCUGCAUGAAGUUUUAUGUUCAUUCCAAAUACUGCCAUGGAGGCAGUAUGUCAAUCACAUUGAAUGCAAAUCAAAGUGGUAGGAACGUUUUGUUGUUGACUAUAUCACUAAGGAUAUUUUGUCUGUGUAAAAUGAAGGUGAAACAAGCAAUAUUUGUGUUUGAAAUCCGUUGCUUAGCGACACAUAUGUCUGAACACUGCUUUGUUAGAAUGAUGGAUAUCGUUAACAAAUUAAACUAUUACCGGGUAAUUCAUAGUCGGACGCGAACAGUAGGUUUGUUUGGUCAUUUUGAUAUUGUUGUCAGAAGUUAAUAUUAUUGUUAAGUUGUUCCAUAGCUGAUAACAUGAGUGCAAAAUACAUUUGUUUAUAUACUUAUCAACCACAAAAUAAAACUGUAUAAACCAGGAAUUCGGCAGUCCCACUAAUCAUAUACUACUUAUAGUCCCUCCCGUCGGUGACCCCCUGUGAUGAAGUUUUAAUGGCCAUUACUUAGGAAAUAAUUUACAUCUACAGUAACACUUUAUAUAAGGACGUUUAUGUAAGGAUUUUUACACAGUGUAUAACGAAAUGCAUGUAUGUACAUUAAAAUAAGGAAAGACAACUUAUGAACUUUUGUUUUAAAUUAAUUUUUAAAAACUAGUACUUUGUAUUAUUUUCACUAAAACCAUGAUAUAUCGACAGAACGACAAACACGUAAUAGUUGUCAUUAUUUAAAUAUGUAAUUAUGAAGAAAUUGUGGGAACUUGUAACGAAAUACAAGAAUGUUGGUAAUAAACGAGAGAUUAGUUUGGGUGGACUCAAUUUAUGGUAUGGUAGUUAUUAUGUUCGUGGUGUAAUUAAUGGCAAUUCCGUCUUGUUUUUGUAUCGAUGUCAAUCAUUCCGUCUUGUCAGCAUUAAUUUGUAUAUUGAUUUAUUCAUAUUGUUUGUUAUACUAGAAACAGAAAUGUCUUUGUUUACAUUCGUGCAAUAUGAAUUUUCUCCAUUGUUUGAAUAAAUGCUAUUU